Messenger RNA from Manihot esculenta (cassava), 1705 nucleotides. RefSeq lists its product as uncharacterized. Bases 584 to 1564 code for a protein of 326 amino acids. NCBI's taxonomy places the organism in Eukaryota, Viridiplantae, Streptophyta, Magnoliopsida, Malpighiales, Euphorbiaceae. The transcript has 6 exons. The record is from RefSeq and is a predicted model, not a curated record.
AAAGGGUUCAAAAUAGUGAAACUACAGAACGUUGAGACGCCACUCCUGCUCCAAAACCAAAGUAAAAAACGACAGGUCGUUAAUAUUGUCCAAAAGUUGAACACCGACGGACGGUCUAAUUACCGUCUGAUCCGAAAGUUCAGUCGCUCUAUUCUGCUCCUGCUUUCGAAAUUAGGGUCACUGCCUCAACUGUAGUUUAUUUUCCCUGACCAUUUUGAGUGAAUUUGCAGGGAUUUGUAUUGGCCAUAGUUAUUGAGCUGUAAGAUCCUUAGAAGAAUUAGUUAGGCAUGAGAUCGUGCGGUGGAUGGCGUCGUUUCCUCCUUUAUUUCCCUCUGCUCCUCAUCAUUUUCCAUAUCUUCUCCUGUGGAUGUCCUCUCUCUAGUUCUCAUCAUUGUUUUUGGCAUUUUUUUUUUAUUUGGGUACUUAAAAUUAAUUGUAGCUGAAUUGUUUUUGUUUUCUUUUUUUCAGUUUUUGAAUUUCGUCCCAACUCAGUGAUGGAAGCUGGCGCAAAGAAACGAAAUAAAAAGUCUGAUCAUCUGGUUCUUGGUCCUGCUGCUGGGCGUGCCUUGCCAAAUCGGUUACAAUGCCAAGCCCAGGCUUUAAAGCUCUCAACAAGUCCCAUUUGCUGACCUCUUCCAGUGCUUAUAAUGGUGGAGAUAGAAUUGCCUUUGUCACUGUCUUUACCAUUUACAACGCUUCACUGUAUUCGCAUGCUGACAGUAAAUCAUCAAAUUUGGUUACUGUUGGGAAUGUUUCCUACACUAAGACAGAGAGGUCAAUGGCCAUUUUGAAUGUCUUCAUUAAUUUUAUUCAGGUGACAAUGCCGAAGAGCCAUGUUAUCAUUCUUACUAAUCCAGAAUCUGAUCUCCCACUGCAAAGAAAUAGAGUCACUUUGUAUCCUAUUCAGGGUGAAUAUUCACGAGACAAGUUGAUGCUUCAAAGAAUAAGAUCUUACAUUACUUUUCUAAACACAAGGCUGAAGGAGCUUGCUCAGAACCCAGGGCGUAUAACUCAUUACAUCUUCACCGACUCGGAUAUAGCUGUUGUUGACGACUUAGAACACAUUUUUCAAAAGUUCACAAAAUUUCAUGUGGCCCUCACCUUCCGAAACAACAAGGAGCAACCUUUAAAUUCUGGAUUUAUAGCAGUAAGAGGGACCCCUGAGUCAAUUUUAAGGGCAAAAACAUUCCUUCAAGAAGUACUUGAAGUUUACACCUCAAAGUAUAUGAAAGCUUCUCGGAUGCUUGGAGACCAGUUAGCUCUUGCCUGGGUCAUAAAAUCUCAGCCUAAUUUUGAUGUGCGGAGAUUUAAGAAAGUACAGGCCUUUGUAGAGGAAAUUGGUGGUGCAUCAGUGCUAUUCCUUCCAUGUGCUAUAUAUAAUUGGACGCCACCAGAGGGGGCUGGCCAAUUUCGAGGAAUGCCCUUGGAUGUCAAGGUAGUGCAUUUUAAAGGAUCAAGGAAACGUUUAAUGCUCGAGUCUUGGGACUUUUUCAGUUCUGCUUCUGAUAUUUAUGAUAUGUUAUGCCUUAUUCUAAUGAGCGGGAGAACUAAGUACGAUUUUUGAGUUGCAACAGCUUUAGCUUUAGUGAGCCUGGCUUACGUAUUUAAUGGGGAAACUAAAAGGUACUGAUUCCCGAAGGAACUUAAAAGGAAUUUCUCUUAUACAUUUCUUUUGGUAAUUUAUAGUAUUUUUCUUUGACGAACA